AUUAUUUUAAUAAAUUAAAAAUUAAUUACUUUACUGUCUUGAUUUAAUUCCUAUCCUCGCAUUGUCAAUACAUAUUUAAUUGGCCAUAUUUAAAAAAAAUGGUACGCAGACAGCGUGAACAUAGCACCACUGAAGACGAAAUUGUUAUCGAUGCUUCUCCCCUCAAGAAACAUAAGCGACACAAGCACAAAAAGAAGAAAAGAAAACCUGACAAUGAAUAUGAUAGUGAUACCUCAAUCGAUGUUUCUUACGAGGAUAUGGAAAAGCCGUUCAAAUUGAAAAACAGAAAGGAUGUACCGGGAACAGCAGCUGAGCUAUUAAAAGCACAAACCAUGAAGUCAUCUGAAUGUCGAAAAUCAAUACCUGGGUCAUCAUCAAGCACUCCUCCUAAAGUUACUUCUAAGAAAAAGAAGGCAAAAGGCCGUGAUAGUGGAACAUCAAGUGAAGAAGAAAGAUGGUUAGAUGCUAUAAAAUCAGGGAAAUUGGAAGAAGUAGAUGAAGAAUUGAAGAAAAUAAAACCAAAAGAUCCCAAGAUGAUGACUGCCAGGCAGAGAGCAAUGUAUGAACGAGGCAAUGAUAAGGAAACAAGUCCAGGUGGUGAAGUCUUACUAGCCCUGCCAUCUGGGUACAAAGAGAAAGUCAUGACAGCGGAAGCACUUCAAAAAGCUGCCCUCAAAUCACAAAAAAGGAAACAGUUAGCUGAUGAAAAGCGAGAAAAAGACAAAAAGAAAACAAUGGACAGACUACUAAAGAAACAAGAAUCUAAAAAUCUGAAGAAUGCUCAAAGGGGGAAACCAGUACGAAAACUGGAGCCAAUGAUUGUUUAUAAAAAUAGCGUAAAUGAGAUUUCAUUGUCACUUCCUCUAGGUGUUCCAUAUCCAAUACAAAGCCAACCACCUAUUGAAGCUUCAAUUCCCAUUAAAUGUGGUGUGGAGGGAUGCAGCAAUAAUAAAAAAUAUAAUUGUUCUAAAACAGGCGUACCACUGUGUAGUCUAGAAUGUUAUAAAAAGAAUUUAGCUGUGAAUGUGACAUGAAUAUAAUUGUACCUACCUAAAAA
Molecule: messenger RNA, 1057 nt
Organism: Colias croceus (clouded yellow)
Lineage: Eukaryota; Metazoa; Arthropoda; Insecta; Lepidoptera; Pieridae
Product: INO80 complex subunit B
Exons: 3
Coding region: 99-1034 (311 amino acids)
Biological process (GO): chromatin remodeling
Cellular component (GO): Ino80 complex
Source: RefSeq, a predicted model, not a curated record